Messenger RNA from Myotis daubentonii (Daubenton's bat), 527 nucleotides. RefSeq names its product succinate dehydrogenase cytochrome b560 subunit, mitochondrial-like. The coding region runs from base 109 to 483 and encodes 124 amino acids. The record is from RefSeq and is a predicted model, not a curated record. The transcript has a single exon. NCBI's taxonomy places the organism in Eukaryota, Metazoa, Chordata, Mammalia, Chiroptera, Vespertilionidae.
GUUGUGCUCUUGUUGAGACCUGUCAGCCAUUAUUGCCUCUGCGGCCACCUCAGUCCUCAGCUCUGUAUCAGAAAUGCUGUUCCUUUGGGAACCUCAGCCAAGGAAGAGAUGGAGAGAUUCUGGAAUAAGAACACUGGUUCAAACCGCCCUCUGUCUCAUAUCACUAUCUACAGUUGGUCUCUUCCCAUGGCGAUGUCCAUUGGCCACCGCGACACUGGUGUUGCCUUGAGUGCAGGGGUCUCUCUUUUUGGCUUGUUGGCCCUGUUGCUCCCUGGGAACUUUGAGUCUCAUCUGGAACUGGGGAAGUCCCUGUGUCUGGGACCGGUGCUGACCCACUCAGCCAAGUUUGCUUUCACCUUCUUACUCAUGUAUCACACCUGGAACAGGAUCCGACACUUGAUGUGGGACCUGGGAAAAGGCCUGAAGGUCCCGCAGCUGUAUCAGUCCAGAGUGGCUGUCUUGGUCCUCAGAGUACUGUCCUAAGUUGGGCUGCCAGCCAUGUGAAGAGAUCUGCCCCAGCUCCUCUU